AUGAAAAGGUUACCCGACCUGUUAGUAGGAAUUUUGAUAUUUUUUGGAAUUCUUGCACGAGGAUUAUGUUUGCAAUGCUGGAAGUGUAUUUCGGAUGACUGUGAUACGGAUCCUAAACUCAAUAUAAAUGCAGUAAAAGUAGAAUGUAAAUAUGGAGAACAAUGUAUGAAGGUACGUUACAAGAUGUUUGACAAUGUUACACAUUAUGAUACUGUUAUACGAACAUGUAAGCAAAAUAAAUGUAUAACUUCAUCACGUGACGAGUUUCUCAAAUGUCUAUCAACACCAAGACUAUAUAUGAUUGAUGGAUGCUCUUUACGUUCAUGUUGUAGAGACAGAGACUUGUGUAACUCAGGAUGGAGUCCAUCUUUGAUGCCACUAAUCUGUGUGAAUUUAGUUGUGCUUCAUAGAUUACCAUUGACAUAA
Messenger RNA from Ruditapes philippinarum (Manila clam), 426 nucleotides. RefSeq lists its product as uncharacterized. The coding region runs from base 1 to 426 and encodes 141 amino acids. The record is from RefSeq and is a predicted model, not a curated record. The transcript has 3 exons. Lineage: Eukaryota; Metazoa; Mollusca; Bivalvia; Venerida; Veneridae.